AUGAGCGACAUCGAUCCAAAGCUGCUGCAACAACUGGACGACUCCUCCAGACAAGAAGUGGCCGAGUUCAUCCAGCAGGAGACGUCCAAGAUGAAGAUCCAGACGUCUGUGACCGGGUUCACCGACAAGUGUUUCAAGAAGUGUGUUCCAACGAUCGACAACGGCCAGUUGAGCAGCUACGAAACCAGCUGUAUGAACGACUGUUUGAACCGGUUUUUGGACACCAACAUCAAGAUUGUGGAAAUAAUCUACGACAAGCGCAAGUCGGCCGCGCUGGAGCUCGAACGCGUCGUGCGCGACUCGCUCAGCACGGGCGACACAGACAAGAUUGUUAACAUCAUUAAGCAGCUGCGCAACGACUACGCCUACGCCGUUCAUCAGCCCAACGCCCGGUACGGAGGCCUGAUCGGGCUCGCGGCUGUGGCCAUCGCGCUCGGCCAGAACGAGGUGCCCAAGUACCUCGAGAGCAUCAUGCACCCGGUGUUGGCCUGUUUUGGAGACCAGGACUCCAUGGUGCGGUAUUUCGCGUGCGAGGCCCUCUACAACAUCGCCAAGGUUUCCAAGGGAGAGAUUCUGGUGUACUUCAACGAGAUUUUCGACGUGCUCUGUCGUUUGGUCGCAGACGUAGAAAUGAGCGUGAAGAACGCAGCAGAUAUUCUCGACCGACUCAUCAAGGACAUUGCCAGCGAAAAGGCAGCCACAUACAUCUCGAUCCUGGCCAAACCCGUUGAUCCGCCUCCCGCAAAGGUGGUCGACCAAAAGGGCAAGACGCUACAAGUAUACGAGCCACAAUUGCCCAAGGCCUUCUCUCUGGCGAAAUUCAUCCCGUUGCUCAAAGAACGCAUGUACGCAUCCAAUCCGUACACGCGAAUGUUUCUGGUCUCGUGGCUGCGACUGCUGGACUCGAUCCCGGGUCUCGAUCUGAUCUCGUACCUGCCCUCGUUCCUGGACGCCUUGCUCAGUUAUCUGAGUGCCAACCUGGAAGACGUGCGUGUGGUCACCGAGAACUUCCUCAAACUGUUGCUCCACGAGAUUAGGAAACUGUCUGAAAUCCAGAAAAUGGUGGCCGAAGAACAGCAGGACUCCUCGGUUGAGAAAGACCUGUACAUCCCCGGCCAGGACGUGGUGAUCGACUACCCCAAGAUCAUCGACCUGCUCAUCGCAUCUGUGGACUCGUCCGAGGAGCUGAUCCAGCUCGUGGCGAUGCAAUGGCUCGUGUCGCUGCUGGAGAUUGCGCCCGAGUCUUUCAUUGUGUUCAUGGCCAAACUUCUGUCUGUUUUGCUGGCCACGAUCUCGCAUUCCAACAGACAGCUGAGCGAAAUCGCCGUCACGCUCAAUGCCAACCUCAUGGACCUUGCCGCCUCCCAUCACGCCGACAUCAACUACACAUUGAUUAUGAACCAGCUUACGUUGCAGUUUCUGAACGAGAAAGAAAGCACGCGACUGGCUUCGCUGGACUGGCUCAUCAUGUUGCACGAGAAAAACCCAACAAAGUUCCUGGAACACUCGGACAACACCUUCGUCACGCUGCUCAAGGCGAUGAACGACCAGUCGGACAAGGUCAUCGACAAGGACCUGGAACUACUGUCUAAGAUUUCCAACCAGACAGACGACAAGUACUUCCAGUCGUUCAUGGUUGACUUGCUAAACCUGUUCAAACGGGACCGCAAGCUGCUCGAUACACGCGCAGAUUUCAUCAUCAGGACCGUCUGCAAGUCUCUGGAUGCCGAACGGAUCUACAAGUCACUGUCCAACGUUCUUGCCGAAGAAGAAACAAACCUUAAUUUCUUAUCCAUUAUGAUACAGAUUCUCAACAACAAUCUCAUAAUUGCUCCCGAGUUGGCUGAUCUGCGUCAGAAACUGAUCAGAGGAGAAGAUUUUGAGCUGUUCAAGACGCUGUUCAAGUGCUGGUCGCUCAACUCGGCCUCGGUGCUGUGUCUGACUCUAUUGACCUCAAACUACAACCUCAGCUACAAGAUAGUUCUGGACCUAGCCAACUACGAGGUAUCGCUGAACCUGCUCAUCCAACUGGACUUGCUGAUCCAGUUGCUAGAGUCCCCCGUGUUUGCCAGACUGCGUCUCGACCUACUCAACCCGCAGAAGAACAUGUAUCUAUUCAAGUGUCUUUAUGGUUUAUUGAUGCUGCUUCCGCAGUCCAACUCGUUCCACACGCUCCAAAACCGACUCAACUCGAUCACGCCAAUUGUGCAUCUGCAGUUCGAGAACGUCCACGACGAAAAGCCGUCGCACAACGACACCGAACUGCUGGGGUAUUUCGAUAGCUCCCAAAAACGGCUAAACCACAUGAAAAACAGCCAGUUUUACGAGUUCCAUCCGAGCACAAACACAAACUCCAAGAUCAAGGACCUUGUCCUGGACAUUUCCAACGUCAACAUCGACAAUAGCUCGUCGACCCUGGCUCCGAAAAAACUCGACUAUAUCACCAAGUUUUCGGGAAAGCUGAAACACAAUAAAUAA
Molecule: messenger RNA, 2478 nt
Organism: Ogataea philodendri
Lineage: Eukaryota; Fungi; Ascomycota; Pichiomycetes; Pichiales; Pichiaceae
Exons: 2
Coding region: 1-2478 (825 amino acids)
Biological process (GO): phosphatidylinositol biosynthetic process; positive regulation of kinase activity
Cellular component (GO): endosome membrane; PAS complex; fungal-type vacuole membrane
Source: RefSeq, a predicted model, not a curated record